AUGAUCAUGGUGCCAAUCUAUGGCGUUUCUUCAUUCAUAUCGCUCUUUUCGCUCGAAGCAGCCGUAUUCAUUGAUGCUGUGAGGGAUAUAUACGAGGCCUUUGUCAUCUAUUGCUUUUUCCAAUUACUACUCUCAUAUUUGGGCGGAGAGCGUUCCCUCCUCAUCCUACUUCACGGACGACCGCCAAAAGCGCCGCCCUUUCCUAUCAAUCUCUUCAAGCAGGAGCUGGACGUCAGUGAUCCCUACACGUUUCUGUUCCUCAAGCGAGGAAUUCUGCAGUACGUACAGGUCAAGCCGGUCCUUGCACUUGCUACUGUGAUCCUCCGCGCCAACUCUGGAUACCUCUACGUCAGUAUCAUCUACAACAUCAGCAUUUGUCUGAGCUUGUAUUGUCUGGCCAUGUUUUGGAUAGUGGUCAACGACGAUCUCAAGCCUUUCCGCCCCGUCCCCAAGUUCCUCUGCGUAAAGGGGAUUCUAUUCUUCUCUUUCUGGCAGUCUAUACUCAUCUCGAUCUUGGGCCCUUACACCGACAGCGAGAGUAUUUCACUGGGCCUCACAGAUACCCUCAUAUGUAUGGAAAUGCCACUCUUCGCUUUUGCUCACUUGUUUGCGUUUGCCUACACCGACUUCAUCGACAAGGACAAGUCAUUUGUCGCUCGCAUGAAAGUAUCAUACGCCUUUCGUGACGCGUUCAGUUUCCUCGACGUCGUCGAGGACUCCAAAGCAACCCUCCGUGGUGAAGGAAUGGACUAUCGCGAGUUCGAACCCUCAGAAGGUUUCAUGCACCAGGGUGCUGGGCGAGACAAGCGCAUACGGGCAGGGUUGAGAUAUAGCAAAGGCGGAAAGCGGAAGUACUGGCUUCCCAAGACUGCUCCCGAGACCCUACCCCCGGGACGCUUCGAGCGAGGUGUCAACCGCGGAGCGGAUCAAGGAGAGAGCGUACACGCACCACUGUUACAAGGAGAUGCUGAUGAUGUGCUGUUCGACCAUAAUUACAACUAUCCUGUGAUCGAUGCAAGUUCGGAGGAUGCGCGUGCGGUGAUAUGGGAUUUGGAGGAAAGGGUGUUGAGAGACGAGCGGGGAGCGUGGUUUUCGCCUAUCCGAGGGGCGAAGGGACGGGUUGCUAUGAAACGACGGGACGGCCCUGCGUGGCGCGGUUAUGGAGCAGUUGGAACGACUAAGCAGAAGAGGACAGAGGAUUAUAGUGACGCUAAAGUGAUCGACUUUGAGCGAGACGUCGUUCCAGAGGCGAUGGACGUCAAAAUGAGAUGGUCAAAGAAGCAUGACCCCUCGCCAUCUUCUUCGCCUGGACCCUCGUCUGCAGAGAGCAGCACUGGUCCGGGGAGGCGCUCGCGGUUAUCGUCGUUACUCGCGAAGAGUCCACCGCAGAGUCAUGAACCGCCUGUGCUGCCAUCAGAUGCUGUGGAUCUGAUCGUGGAGGACAAGGAUGCGAUGAGGGAACGUCGAAAGGGUGAACCUGCGAUUCGCUCGCCUCUCCGUAAGGUUUACAGGCGGGGGUUUGUCAAGCAUGAUGAUGAGGGGCGACGGACUGAGGGAGAGGUAGAGGUGGAAGGUAGUGGAUCGCAGGAACCAGAUAAUCGUAUACAAGCCGGAGAAGAAGUGCUUGUCGAGGUUGGGGGCGAAGGAGAGCAGGAAGCUUCGGUGCAUGAGGAGGAGGCGGAAGAGACGUUCUCGCCUGUGCAUGAAGCGGAAGGUGUGAUCGCUAGGGCUGAGACUCCCCCGCCUCAUACGCGGUUGUUGAUAGACCAUUUGGACGAUGAUAAUCCGUGGGCUUGA
Desarmillaria tabescens is the source of this 1797-nucleotide messenger RNA. Its product is annotated as organic solute transporter Ostalpha-domain-containing protein. The transcript has 8 exons. Gene Ontology annotation, cellular component: membrane. The record is from RefSeq and is a predicted model, not a curated record. NCBI's taxonomy places the organism in Eukaryota, Fungi, Basidiomycota, Agaricomycetes, Agaricales, Physalacriaceae. Gene Ontology annotation, molecular function: transporter activity. Gene Ontology annotation, biological process: transport. The coding region runs from base 1 to 1797 and encodes 598 amino acids.